This is a messenger RNA of Talaromyces rugulosus, 663 nucleotides long. RefSeq lists its product as uncharacterized. The transcript has a single exon. Bases 1 to 663 code for a protein of 220 amino acids. The record is from RefSeq and is a predicted model, not a curated record. NCBI's taxonomy places the organism in Eukaryota, Fungi, Ascomycota, Eurotiomycetes, Eurotiales, Trichocomaceae.
AUGGUCGACGCCGUCUACUUCAACGAAGACAUCAAGGAAGCGUACUUCUUUGGAGGCACCCGCUAUGCUCGUGUCAAGUUCACACCCGCCACCGGUACAGAGGAGAUUACCUGGGGCCCCCAACCCAUCACCAAGUACUGGCCCUCUCUCGUAAAGGCCGGCUUCGGCACCGUCGACGCAAUUCUAGAGGUACCCGGUGUGCCAGGUCAGAUCUACGUUUUCCGCGGAGCACACUACGUGCGCAUCAAAGUCGAACCCCAGACUUCGGGCGACGAGAUUGUAUAUGGCCCAUACAAGAUCACCGACCAGUGGAAGACUCUCGCCAAGGCAGGCUUUGACACCAUUGAUGCCGCCAUCCCCGUUCCCGGCAAGGACGGCGAGGCGUAUAUCUUCCGAGGCGAAAACUACGUGCGCGUGCACGUGUUUGAUGACAAGAUCAUCUACGGCCCGGCGAAACUGGCCACUGAAUGGCCUGGCCUGACGCAGGCUGGCUUUGAUGUCGUCGACGCGGCGUUCCCCGUGCCUGGUGGAACUGGUGGAGAGACUUAUUUCUUCAGUGGGAUCAACUACGUGAAGGUCAAGGUUGUGGCGUCGGCUCCGGACAAGAUCUCUUGGGGACCAAAGCCGAUUGCGGAUUACUGGAAGACGCUCAGCUGGGUUUGA